GUUAUCAUAGCCCUUUUGUAAGGGGUAGCGUCAAGAACAUCUCGCGAUAGUCAUUUCACAUUAACUUGUCUUAAAACAAAGUCAUUGCUCAUUUCUCUUGAUAUUUUUGUAUGGAUAUCUAACGAUCAAUAGCAGAAAUGCAAACACCACCGUCUGAGUUACUGUAACGAGUACUAGCUAUUUCUUAUGCGGUGUAGAUUGUUUGGGCGUUACUCGACGGGAGUUGGCGUAAGCUUUAGCAGCUAGCUUGUGCAUGCUACAGCCGUUAGCUUGGCUGCUAGCCGCCAGUAGAGAAAGUUGGAUUAUAUUACUUUACCAGUGGAUUUCCAGACGGGGUUUACAAUAGGUUCUCAGCAUCAUACCGGAGACCAGAUCCAGGCUUUGCACAAAAUGCUAGCUACAGGAGCUGCUGUGACUACGGCUCUGGCCCAGGUGGACAGAGAGAAAAUCUACCAGUGGAUCAAUGAACUGUCCAGCCCGGAGACCCGAGAGAAUGCUCUGCUGGAGCUCAGCAAGAAGCGGGAGUCGGUGCCCGACCUGGCGCCCAUGCUCUGGCACUCCUGUGGCACUAUUGCGGCUCUUCUGCAGGAAAUCGUAAACAUCUAUCCAUCGAUUAACCCGCCUACGCUCACGGCCCACCAAUCCAACAGGGUGUGCAAUGCCCUGGCACUUUUGCAGUGUGUUGCUUCCCACCCAGAGACAAGGUCCGCCUUUCUCGCCGCCCACAUCCCCCUUUUCCUGUACCCCUUCCUGCACACCGUGAGCAAAACGCGGCCCUUCGAGUACCUGAGACUCACCAGCCUCGGAGUCAUUGGGGCCUUGGUCAAAACGGAUGAACAGGAAGUGAUUAACUUCCUCCUCACCACUGAAAUAAUCCCACUUUGUCUGCGCAUCAUGGAGUCUGGCAGUGAACUGUCCAAAACGGUCGCCACGUUCAUCCUGCAGAAGAUCCUAUUGGAUGACACUGGAUUGGCAUACAUAUGCCAGACUUACGAGCGCUUCUCUCAUGUGGCCAUGAUCCUUGGGAAGAUGGUUCUGCAGCUCUCCAAAGAGCCGUCCGCACGCCUGCUGAAACACGUCGUCCGCUGCUACCUCCGCCUCUCUGAUAACCUCAGAGCCAGAGAAGCCCUGCGACAGUGUCUGCCCGAUCAGCUGAAGGACAACACGUUUGCCCAGGUUCUGAAGGACGACACCACCACCAAGCGAUGGCUGGCCCAGCUGGUGAAGAACCUGCAGGAGGGCCAGGUCACCGACGCCCGGGGAAUCCCGCUCUCCGCUCAGUGAUGGGGACUUAAAGUGUGACACACACACACACACACACACACACACACACACACACACACACACACACACACACACACACACACACACACACACACACACACACACACACACACACACACACACACACACACACACACACACACACACGAGCACAGGCUUGUGUCCGGCGGGAUCGUGAGCACAGAGACACUUAAAGAAGAAUCCGGAGUUGAGUCCAGUGUGGGAACGCGUGACUAGAAGCUGUGUUUGCCACAAUAAUGUCACGACAUACAUGUGGAAUAAGCAUCGGAGUGGAGCACUUAAAUGCUCAUGGGGCAUUUAACAAACAAAAAAACGUAUCAGAGCAAAAAUGAAUGCUGGCAUCAAUAGUCUUUCAAAUGUCUUCGCAGAAAUGCCAAAAGGUUGUGUGCACAGUUUGGUCUUUGAAAAAGGUGCUGUACAGAAUGAAAAGCAGGUAUUUGUGCAUACGGAGAGUUAGUUUUCCAUCAUAAUGUGCCAGAAUUCUUUGUUAAGAUGAAUCCAGGGGGAAUAAUUUGUAAUGGCCUUUUGUUCCCUUCCUUUGGUACACGCCUUUUUCCUGCUGUAACAUUCCUGCGACUGAGCAAUAACUGUAAUUUGUUGCCUCUCUUCGUGUUUAUUACUUUUCUUUACUUUUGAACGAUUUGUUUGCCAGACUAGUGUAUAAUACAGCUUGAGAUGAAUGGAAAAUGGAUUUUUAUUUUAAUGUAAAAGUUGUUAUGAGGGAGUAGUGUAAGAUUUCACUAAAGUUUGAUUUGCAGACAGAAAUCUUUAUGAAACUGUCACGGAGCCUUUAUUUUUUGUUUGUAAGAAAGAUGGCCCAAUUUCUAAAGCUGUUACGUUGGAACAUAUAGUUGGGACAUUUUGCAUAACAUUAAUGCAAAUCAACCAUAUUCAAAUUUUAAAGAACACAAGAUGAAGGACAAUAAAUAUUAGAAGCAUUGGUUUAAAAUAUCUGAUUUUAAUAAAUCAUUGAUCCAAAUCCGUAUAACUCAUGCUGCUAUGAGUCAGUUUCUUCAGAGUUACAAGCAUCAUGCUCUGUAUACCAUCAGGCACCCGCUACUCAUUACAGGUUCACGUGGAUAUCAAAACAAUGCUAGGAAACUGUUAUUUCUGUAGUUCUGCAAAGGGAGUUCGAUCAUAAAGUUUCCCCAUUGCAUCCUGUCCGAAACAUAUGAUUUUUUGGGGUGGAGUGGUGCUCCAUCACAGAAGACCUCACUCUGGGCCCACCUAGGUCCCUUGAGGACACCGACCAACAUCCUAGUAGCAGCCCUGAUUGCUUUGCGUUGCCUUUUACUGGCCCAUUAACGCAUCACUUCCUGCUUGUUUCCCAUUAUCAAACCCUAUGCCCUUCUCUCACACCAAGCUGUGUGGAGGUACAAGCAUACACACAUACGUGUGGAGAGAUCCACAUCCUAAUUUUCCAUUUGUCCCAGAAAGUUCUGGGUUCCCCAUGGGACUAGUGCUAUCUCUUAUCCGUCUCCUUUGUUUUGCUUUUAAAAGGAAAUGGAAGUUUGGAUUUCAGCAAGCUUUUAAAACGGAAAGAGUCCUGUGCUUUGGUGAUAUGUAGGCCUGUGCUUUCGGCUGCAACGCUCUAAUACCAACUCGGACCGUAUCCACUACUCCUGUCAAUUUAUUUGUUGCUUACUAAUUCUUUUCCAAAUUAAAAUAUUUUCAAAAUA
Messenger RNA from Gadus macrocephalus (Pacific cod), 2984 nucleotides. It is a transcript of the gene cnot9, whose product is annotated as CCR4-NOT transcription complex subunit 9. Gene Ontology annotation, cellular component: CCR4-NOT core complex; P-body; CCR4-NOT complex. Bases 391 to 1284 code for a protein of 297 amino acids. The transcript has 8 exons. Gene Ontology annotation, biological process: mRNA catabolic process; negative regulation of translation. NCBI's taxonomy places the organism in Eukaryota, Metazoa, Chordata, Actinopteri, Gadiformes, Gadidae. The record is from RefSeq and is a predicted model, not a curated record.